ACAGUUAAGUUAGGUGUUGUGUUGUGGUCGAUGAGGUUCCACGCGAGUUCUUCUUCGUUUUUCUAGAUAGCCAGGAAUUAAAUAUAUAUUUUUUUAUUUUAUUUUAAACAAAAACAAGAGUUUCUAAAUCUCUACCAAAAUGAGUACGAUUUUGGAAAAAAUUGCGGCCAUUGAGUCCGAAAUGGCACGUACCCAAAAAAAUAAAGCCACCUCUGCUCACUUGGGUCUGCUUAAGGCCAAAUUGGCCAAACUGAGAAGAGAAUUGAUUUCCCCCAAAGGUGGCGGCGGCGGUGCUGGAGAACAGGGUUUUGAAGUUGCCAAGACUGGUGAUGCCCGGGUGGGUUUUGUGGGCUUUCCAUCUGUGGGUAAGUCAACACUGCUUUCCAAUUUGGCGGGUGUUUACUCCGAAGUGGCGGCAUACGAGUUCACAACCUUGACAACGGUGCCGGGUUGUAUUAAAUAUAAAGGAGCCAAAAUUCAGUUACUGGAUUUACCCGGUAUUAUUGAAGGUGCCAAGGACGGUAAAGGUCGUGGUCGUCAAGUUAUUGCGGUUGCUCGAACCUGUAAUUUGAUUUUCAUGGUACUCGACUGUUUGAAACCGCUGGGCCACAAGAAACUUCUGGAACAUGAAUUGGAAGGUUUUGGUAUACGACUCAACAAGAAACCACCAAAUAUUUACUUCAAACGCAAGGACAAGGGUGGCGUCAACCUCAACAGUAUGGUACCACAAUCUGAAUUGGACGCGGACAUGGUCAAGACCAUUCUAUCGGAAUACAAAAUACACAAUGCUGAUAUUACGCUGCGUUACGAUGCCACCAGUGAUGAUCUGAUUGAUGUCAUUGAAGGCAAUCGCAUCUACAUACCCUGCAUAUAUCUACUAAACAAAAUCGAUCAAAUUUCCAUUGAGGAACUGGAUGUUAUUUACAAAAUUCCACAUUGUGUGCCGAUAUCGGCUCAUCAUCGCUGGAACUUUGAUGAUUUACUGGAAAAGAUGUGGGAAUAUCUGCAAUUGGUGCGAAUUUAUACCAAACCGAAAGGACAAUUGCCGGACUACAGCUCGCCCAUUGUAUUGAACAGUGAACGCACAACCAUACAAGAUUUCUGUAACAAACUGCAUCGAAGUAUUGCCAAGGAAUUCAAAUAUGCCUUGGUCUGGGGUUCAUCUGUCAAACAUCAGCCACAAAAGGUUGGUAUCGAUCAUGUUCUCAACGAUGAAGAUGUCGUACAAAUUGUUAAGAAAGUCUAAGACAACCUCGGAGGGAAAUUUUGAAUUUAAAAUGUUUGUGUUAAGUAGAUGAGAAUGAGAAAGAAGUACUUGUAAUUAAUCAAAUCACAUAGCGUCUUAAGAGCCCAAAAUGCCGCUAAUAAAGGAACACCAGCUACCUUGCAAAAAACUUGUAAA
Musca domestica (house fly) is the source of this 1402-nucleotide messenger RNA. RefSeq names its product GTP-binding protein 128up. Gene Ontology annotation, molecular function: GTP binding; GTPase activity. The record is from RefSeq and is a predicted model, not a curated record. NCBI's taxonomy places the organism in Eukaryota, Metazoa, Arthropoda, Insecta, Diptera, Muscidae. The coding region runs from base 140 to 1246 and encodes 368 amino acids. The transcript is spliced from 5 exons. Gene Ontology annotation, cellular component: cytoplasm. Gene Ontology annotation, biological process: cytoplasmic translation.